Messenger RNA from Musca domestica (house fly), 1027 nucleotides. RefSeq names its product DNA-directed RNA polymerase II subunit RPB3 (gene RpII33). NCBI's taxonomy places the organism in Eukaryota, Metazoa, Arthropoda, Insecta, Diptera, Muscidae. Gene Ontology annotation, biological process: DNA-templated transcription. Gene Ontology annotation, molecular function: DNA binding; protein dimerization activity; DNA-directed RNA polymerase activity. Gene Ontology annotation, cellular component: RNA polymerase II, core complex. The record is from RefSeq and is a predicted model, not a curated record. The transcript has a single exon. Bases 132 to 959 code for a protein of 275 amino acids.
GUGAUAAACGGCGCUUGCCAAAGCAGGCCUCUCGAUUAUUGUUAAAAGAAAAAGCUGUGAUUUCGUGUGCGGUGGCAAAAAUACCUAUAAUUAUUCAUUUCAUUGCAUUUUAAAAGCCAAAUCAGCACAAAAUGCCAUACGCCAAUCAACCAUCGGUUACCAUAACCGAGCUAACAGAUGACAAUGUAAAGUUUGUGUUGGAAGACACCGAGCUUAGCGUGGCCAAUAGUUUGCGGCGCGUUUUUAUUGCUGAGACACCGACGCUGGCGAUUGAUUGGGUACAAUUGGAAGCAAACUCCACAGUUCUAUCAGAUGAAUUCCUGGCACAUCGCAUUGGCCUGAUACCCCUGAUAUCAGAUGAAGUGGUGGAACGCUUGCAGUAUACCCGUGAUUGCAUUUGCUUGGAUUUUUGUCCAGAAUGUAGUGUGGAGUUUACCUUGGAUGUUAAGUGUACGGAAGAUUCGACCAGGCAUGUAACUACGGCGGAUUUAAAAUCAAGCAAUCCCAAGGUGUUGCCGGUUACUUCUCGCCAUCAAAAUGAUGAAGAUAAUGAGUAUGGUGAAAGUACCGAUGAAAUUUUAAUUAUCAAAUUACGCAAAGGCCAGGAACUCAAGUUGAGAGCCUAUGCCAAGAAAGGUUUUGGCAAGGAACAUGCAAAAUGGAAUCCCACAGCCGGUGUAUGUUUUGAAUAUGAUCCAGAUAAUUCCAUGCGUCAUACUUUGUAUCCCAAACCCGAUGAAUGGCCAAAGAGUGAGCAUACUGAAUUGGAUGAUGACCAAUAUGAGGCUCCGUACAAUUGGGAAGCUAAACCGAAUAAAUUUUUCUACAAUGUGGAAUCUUCGGGUGCCCUGAAACCAGAAAAUAUCGUAAUUAUGGGUGUACAGGUGCUGAAAAAUAAACUGUCCAAUUUACAAACACAGCUCAGUCAUGAAACCCAAAAUGACGCCUUAGCAGUUUAGGAGGAAAACAGUUCAGGAUUUUAACAAUUAUAUUUUAUUUUUCGUAAUAAUAUAGACAUUUAACAAAA